CCUCGCCUUGCGAGGCCACCGGAGCCCCCAGCCCCGGGCGGCCCCACUCCCGCAUCCCGGCCCCUGCACUCCCGCAGCCGCCGCCCCCCACCCCGGAACAUGGACUCCGACUCCUGCGCCGCCGCCUUCCACCCGGAGGAGUACUCGCCCAGCUGCAAGAGGCGCAGGACCGUGGAGGACUUCAACAAGUUCUGCACCUUCGUUUUGGCCUACGCUGGCUACAUCCCCUACCCGAAGGAGGAACUGCCUCUGAGGAGCAGCCCCAGCCCGGCCAACAGCACCGCGGGCACCGUGGACAGCGAUGGCUGGGACACCGGCUUCACCGACGUGGCCGCCUCGGUGCCCCUGCCGGUCUCCGACCGCUGCUUUAGCCACCUGCAGCCCACCCUCCUGCAGCGAGCCAAGCCCAGCAACUUCCUGCUGGACAGGAAGAAGACAGACAAGCUGAAGAAGAAGAAGAAGAGGAAGCGCCGGGACAGCGAUGGGCCCGGGAAGGAGGGCUACAGGGGCGGCCUGCUGAAGCUGGACGCCGCCGCCACCUUCGCCGAGACCCCCGCGAGCCCUGCCCUGCAGGGCGUUCCCCAGGCCCCCGGCGACCCCUGCUCGGGCUGGGACUCUGACACUCCCUCCAGUGGGUCUUGUGCCACUGUGUCGCCUGAUCAGGUCAAGGAAAUAAAGACUGAAGGCAAACGGACUAUCGUCCGGCAGGGGAAGCAGGUGGUGUUCCGGGACGAGGACAGCACCGGCAACGACGAGGACAUCAUGGUGGACUCCGAUGACGAUUCCUGGGACCUCGUCACCUGCUUCUGCAUGAAGCCGUUUGCUGGCCGCCCCAUGAUAGAGUGCAACGAGUGCCACACCUGGAUUCACCUGUCCUGUGCGAAGAUCCGCAAGUCCAACGUCCCCGAAGUGUUUGUCUGCCAGAAGUGCCGGGACUCCAAGUUCGACAUCCGCCGUUCCAACCGUUCCCGCAUGGGCUCCCGGAAGCUGUUUCUGGACUGACGGCUGCUGGCCAGGAGACUGGGCGAGGAGCCGAAGGGUCGGCGGGCUCUUUGGCCUCUCGGUUGGGCACAGAACUCUUGAGCUCUGGUGUGGGCAGAUCCCUGCCACUCAGGUGCCUAAGCUAAAGGACAGGCUGUCCACACAGACGAGCUGUACAUAGCCAGUGACCGAAUAAAACCCCCGUGGCCA
This is a messenger RNA of Lepus europaeus (European hare), 1191 nucleotides long. RefSeq names its product PHD finger protein 13 (gene PHF13). The record is from RefSeq and is a predicted model, not a curated record. The transcript has 4 exons. Gene Ontology annotation, biological process: mitotic chromosome condensation. Lineage: Eukaryota; Metazoa; Chordata; Mammalia; Lagomorpha; Leporidae. Bases 100 to 1002 code for a protein of 300 amino acids. Gene Ontology annotation, molecular function: chromatin binding.